Molecule: messenger RNA, 2903 nt
Organism: Hemibagrus wyckioides
Lineage: Eukaryota; Metazoa; Chordata; Actinopteri; Siluriformes; Bagridae
Product: steroid 17-alpha-hydroxylase/17,20 lyase
Exons: 8
Coding region: 123-1619 (498 amino acids)
Biological process (GO): progesterone metabolic process; hormone biosynthetic process
Molecular function (GO): steroid 17-alpha-monooxygenase activity; heme binding; iron ion binding
Source: RefSeq, a predicted model, not a curated record
GGUUUCUUCAUUCCCAUCUAUGCACAUACAUUUCACACACGUCGCAACUGUACUGCUAUCCAUAUACACACACACGCGCGCACACACAGACACACACACAGUCACACAUACAUACUCAGAUCAUGGACAUGGCUCUAAUCAGCUUCCCUGAGACUCUGGUACUCUACUGCUUGGUUUUUAUAUUGUUUCUCUUUUGGUUGAAAUGUACCCUGGGACGACGCCAAUCCUCCAGGGGUGUGACAGCACUACCAUGUUUGCCGAGCGUGCCCGUCUUAGGCAGCCUGCUGCACCUGCGAUCGCCUCUUCCUCCACAUCUCCUCUUUUCCAAGCUGGCCAGCAGAUACGGGCCACUCUUCAGCCUGUACAUGGGGCCGCACUACACACUGGUGGUGAGUGAGGUGGCCCUGGCCAGAGAGGUGCUGCUGCACAGGGGCAAAGACUUCGCUGGACGGCCAAAGAUGGUUACAACAGACAUGCUGACUCGUGGAGGGAAAGACAUUGCAUUUGCAGACUACAACACACUGUGGAGGAAUCAUCGCAGACUAGUGCAGUCCUCCUUCGCACUGUUCGGGGAGGGAUCCAGCAAACUACAGACCAUUGUAUUAGAUGCCGCAGAUAACCUGUGUUCAGACCUGCAGGCCUGCAGGGGGCAGUCUGUAGAUAUGGGUCCAGUCCUUAUGCGAGCCGUCACCAAUGUGGUGUGCAGGCUGGUUUUCGGGUCCACCUACGACCCUCACGACCCCGAGCUCCAGCAGGUCAUUGACUAUAAUGAUGGUAUUGUCCAGACCAUUGCACGUGGAAGCCUGGUGGAUAUCUUUCCUUGGUUACAGAUUUUUCCCAAUAAUGACUUGGCCAGGCUGAGACAGUGUGUGCAAAUCCGAGACAAAUUACUGACCACAAAACUGGAAGACCACAAGUUGACCCGUACACCUGGGGAACCCCGUGACCUCCUAGACGCUCUCCUGAGUGGGUCAGAUGGUGAGGGUGGUGUCACAGAUGAUCAUAUUUUGAUGACAGUUGCUGAAGCAUUUGGAGCUGGAGUGGAGACCACAUCCACCACUUUACUCUGGACUAUUGCGUUCUUACUACACUAUCCAGAAGUGCAAGAGCGUCUUCACACCGAGCUGGACGAGUGCGUGGGCAGGAGCCGACACCUUUCUUUAAGUGACAGGACCAGUCUGCCAUUCCUGGAGAGCGUGCUGUGUGAGGUUAUGAGAAUUCGCCCUGCCAGUCCUAUCCUCAUCCCCCAUGUUGCUAUGCAGGACACAAGAUUAGGAGGUCACGAAGUUCUAAAAGGUACAAGAGUCUUGGUGAACAUCUGGGCAAUCCACCAUGACUCAAAACACUGGGAAAAACCUGACCAAUUCAGACCAGACAGGUUCCUGGAUGACAUGGGUAAGAAGAUAACUCCACCCAGUUACCUUCCCUUUGGGGCAGGGCCUAGAGUGUGUGUGGGUGAAUCAUUGGCCCGGAUCGAACUCUUCCUGUUCCUCAGCUGUCUUCUGCAGAGGUUUCGUUUCAGUGUCCCUUAUGGCGCUUCCCUGCCUGACUUGCGUGGGCGCUCGGGAGUUGUGCUUCAACCACAGCGCUACACGGUCGCAGUAAAUCUGCGUCACUGAACAAUAUUUCUAUUCAGUAUCCUUCAAAAUGAAAACAUAAGCCUAAAAACAAUCCUCUUAAACAGUCAGUAUAUUUGGCCUUAUUAUUAUAUUAUUAUAUAAGGCCUUAUUUAUGGUUGUUUUGUUUUUUUUGUCUGAAAAUCCAUCUAUUGUGUAAUGUUAAAUUUUUAUGUCAUUUUACUGCCAGCAUUUUUCUCUAACAUUACAUUUUUUUUUGGUGGAAAACUAAUGGUUGGAAAUAAACAAUGCUGUCUUUUACUGUCUCAGUUAUACAGAAACCAUAUGAUACAGGAACAAUUUUUUUUUAGAGAAUUUUUCUAGAGAAAACGUAUCAGACAUCAGAAACAGCAAAUGAUAGGAACUUUGAACUUAUUAGAUAUGUGAUUGUAAUAUCUAUCUAUCUAUUUGAGAGAGAGAGAGAGAGAGAGAGAGGUGUAGUGAUAUUCUACAUUAUAGCUUGUAUAGUAUAGUUUCAAUCUAUAAUUUACUUUCAGAAAAACUCAACUGACUUCACCGAUUUUCAACUUGGUCUCCAUCCACUGCUUACCACAAAUAAUAAUGUGACAGAAUUGUUCAUUUCAGUUGGUAACUUCCAACUGAUAAAGUCAUACAUCAGUUUUUUUUGUAAUCAAAAGCAAAUGCUGGGCUAAUUCCCUCUGCACAGAGUUACAAAACCCUAGCAAAGAGCAGAAAUGAUUUGUUUACUAGUUUUACUCUGGUUAUGGAUAGCCUGCACAGACCAUCACACAUACACACAUCACAACACAAGUGUACCACACACACACACACACAAAUGACGAGACUACAGGUUUAGGUUGACUUGUUUAGUGGUCAAGUCGUUUAGAAUAACAUUUUCACACCUUUCACAAUCUCACAGGGACAUCAAACAUACUCUAUUGCUCAGACUAAAGAAGGUUGUCAUAGUAACGCCACGGCAGCACCAUGGGAACGCCAUAGUAAUGUAAGUGUAACUCGGUACUGAUGCCAUAGUAACACUAGAAUCGACACACACAAUCUCUCAGCCGCGGAUUACUUUUUUUGUUUUUUUUUACACCGGCUUCUAGAGCUGCACUCCAAAUGACAUGGCAUGCUUAGAAAAUAUAUCAUUUCACAGAGAGCAUAUAUAUGUAUAGAUAUAUAAUCUGCACCUACGUAUAUAUAUUUAUUUGUAUGUGUAUUUCCAUAUUUGCCAUAUUGAUAUUUGACUCAGUUGGACAGCAGUUCGGAGAGUCUUUAGGCUGCUUUUGUGUUGCCAAUGAGCAAUGCUGUUUCUGUGUUUCCACA